CCAGCCUUCACAAAACUGAGCUUAGACAGGAAAACGAGUUGAAUUUGCAAUCAAGGCAACGUGAACAAUUUCCACUGUGGUUUAAGAAUCAUGUAAGUAUGUGCAAUCAGAGUAAUCAUCUCCUUUCAUUUUGAAUUUGUAUUGAAGUCACUUAGCUCGGCAUUUACUCCAUCAUUACCAUGUGCUAUUACUUGUAGAUUCAAAGAUUAUAUUUUCGUGAGCCACCCGAAGUGACAACGCCUAUGUAUGCUUUGGCAUGUGGCCCUCAUAUCGGUGUGAAGAAGUACGCCGGAUGUAUAGUGAAUGGAGUAAGAUUCCAUACAAAAGAUCGAAAUGCUCAUACUAGAACUCAAACUUGCGGAGUCAUGGUUGAAGGAUACCAUGUGAAUAAGUUGAUUGACUUUUAUGGGGUUAUUGAUGAGAUUCUUGUUGUUGAGUAUGUUAAGGACAAGAAGGUGGUAUUAUUCAAGUGUGAGUGGUUCAAAUUGGAUGGCAGGAAGAAGGGUAUUCAAACAGAUGGCCAUGUCACUAGCAUCAAUGUUGGUAGUCUUUGGUAUGAGAAUGACUCCUUCAUUCUGGCUGACCAAGCAAAGCAAGUAUUUUACCUCAAAGAUACCAAGUUGGGUAAGGAUUGGAAAGUAGUACGGAAGUGUCGACAUAGACAUAUUUUUGAUGUCCCCAUAGCACCUUCUGAAGUGGUCGAUUCUGAAGAAGUACAAGACAAUGUCGACAUUGCAUUUCAAGAAGAAGUUUCGAAUGUAGAUGCAAGUCUUGUCAUUGAGGAGCAACACUUGAUAGGUUUGAGUAGAUCUAAUUUAGAUGCUGAAAUAGUGGAUGCUACUCAAGUUCGUAUUGUUGAGAGUGACCAUGCUGUUGAGGAUGAUGAGAUCUUUGUUGAUGAUUGUGAAGAAGUAGAUGAUACCUUAGAAGAUUACUUAAGUGAUGUUGAAGUUGCCCAGUGCGUGGAAGUUGAGUCGGAUGAAGAUGCUGAUGUUGAAGUUUAAUGCUCUUCCUGUUGCAGUGUUGCUACUCAAGUUCGUAUUGUUGAGAGUGACCACUUUAUUUGAUAGAUUGUCAUAUUUCCAAAAAAAAAAAGAUAAAAGGUAUUAAACGAUAAGGGGAAGACGAUAAGUCAUAUUUCCAAACCAAUUUGAUAGAUUGUCAUAUUUCCAAAAAAAAAAAAAGAUAAAAGGUAUUAAACGAUAAGGGGAAGACGAUAAGUCAUAUUUCCAAACCAUAUUUCCAUCGUCCAAAUCCCUAGUCGCCGCCAUUCAAUCUUCCAAACUCCUUCGCCCUCGAUUCACCGCCGCUCACACCUUCGCCGGCGAGUUCGCGUCCGCCUCCGCUCACUCCUUCGAGGUCGCCGUCGACUUGCUCACUCCUUCGCCGCGAGAUCGCCGCCAACGCCGCCGCUCACUCCUUCGCCUUUGAGAUCGCCUUCGACUCACUCAAUCCUUCGCCUGCGAGAUCGCCGCCGCCGCUCAUCCUUCGUCCGCGAUAUUGCCGCCGCCGCCGCCGCUCACUCUCCUUCGUGCUCGGGAUCGCCUUCGACUCUUCCAUGGGAACCACAAUGCUUCAAGAAUCAAUGAAUUCGUUGAAUUGCGGUCGACGGCGAAUCGAUCGGUGAGAACGUCUUGCUGCAGCAAAAUCGAAUAGCAGUAUCGCCUCCAUCUCCUGAUGAAAAAGGUACGCAGAGGUCAAUCUCUGAGAUUUGAAUUGGUUUCAAAUGUUUAGCUCAGUAGAAUCUGUUGGAUUUGAAUUGGUUUCUAUAGCGUGAUUAUUCGCCUCAUUUGCUUCGGCGUUGGCAUGUGUUCGGAGAAGGUCGAUCAUCAUGUGGAAGCAUACCUGCCAUGUGUUCGAUUUAUCGAAAUAGCUUACAUACUAUCAUAUAAUGCAUACAGAACACAAGAACAUAAAUGUAUCGAAAUAGCUCACUAUGCUUAUUUUGGUCAAUAACAGAGUUGGGAAAUCUGUCUGGUCUCAAGAAGUUGGAGGAGCUUGAUAUUUUGGGCUGCACGAAACUGGUCGAUGUCGAUGGACUUGAUGAGCUGACGGAGUUAAAGGACCUGAAAUGGAGAGAAGGAUGAGAGUGAAGUGGUGGGUCAAAUCAGCUGCUAGAUAUGCCAUGGGACUCUGCUUUUUCUAGAUACUGGUGUGGAGAUGUGUCAAUCACUUUAAGUAGUUAUAUAUCUUACAGUAGGUACUUCGUUUGUUUUCAGCUCAGUCUCAUGUUAUGUCUUGUUGUCUUUGCUUUUAAUGGCUUGUGUUGUGAUUGACUCGUUUAUUUUAUGCUUGUUAGAUAACUGGAGUGAGAAGGCUAUCCGCAGAAAGACUACUGGAACUGUUCCUUUUACCACUGAAAGUGAGAAGGCUUCCACUUUAGCAUGUUGCAUGCUGCUCAUCACAUUAAACCUGUUCCUGCCACUGAAUCCCAGGUACAAAUUACCAUUGAGCUGCAUCUUUUAUUCCCCCUCCCCCUCCUUUUACCAUUAUCCUUUUACCACUGAAUCUCAGGUUUUCAUGAAAGUCACUCACAUAUCCUAUGCAAAUACUGCCUUAGCUAAUACUGUGAAUGGACUAUUGGACUGAUCUGUAUGCAGGCAAUACAAUGGUUGGGUGGUAAUGAUACUUGGCUUUGGGAACUCACAAGUCUAAAGCUGAAACAAAAGGCUGAUAAAAGUAUAAAGUUAUACUUGCUUUGGUAAUCAUACUGUUUUGAUUUGUUGUUGAGAACCAAGGAUCUUGUUUUGUUCACUGAGUUUGUACUAUAUAUGGUGCAGGUAUUUCGAACAAGGGGCAGAAGAAAGGAGCUGGGUGAUCUCUCAAGCCAAAGUGAUUUCUUUGGCAGAUUAUAGUUUCUCAUAUUUUUGUAUUUUUUUCAAUGAAUUAGAACUGCUAUGAACUUAUGUAAGUUGGUAUUUGGUUGGAAAUAUAAUGUGACCAUUAUACCAUUAUUGUCCUAAAUUGGUUGCAUUACGUUAUGCUAAUAUAACCAAAUUUAUAGCCUUUCUCAACUAAUAUAUAUAUAUAACCAAAUUAGCAGUCAUAUUUAUAACAUUUUAUAACCAAAAAAAUGGUUACAUUUAGAACGUAUGGUUACCAUAAAACAUUGGUUGGAAAUAAUAUUUGUGACCAAUGAAAAUAGUUAUUGUUG
Linum trigynum is the source of this 3154-nucleotide messenger RNA. The record is from the annotation of a GenBank genome assembly. NCBI's taxonomy places the organism in Eukaryota, Viridiplantae, Streptophyta, Magnoliopsida, Malpighiales, Linaceae.